UUUAUUUUGCUUAACAUCUAAUAUUUAGAAUGGAGUAUAAAUUAAUAACUGAAUUAAAGCAAAAAUUAAAGCAUUAUUGUUUUGAUAUAGGAACAUCUUUUAAAAUGUGGUUUAAUAUCAACUAUUUCACUCUAAUUUUCCUUAUUAUUUUCAUUACUAUAAAAACAACGUUUAGUAUUUCAUGCUAUCAGUGUAAUAGUACAGAUUUACAAGAUCAGUUUAAGUGUACCGAAUUUAUGAAUGACGCUGAUCUUAUGCCAACUCCAUGUACUGAAGUUUAUAAUGCUGCUUUUUGUAUUAAGCUUACUGGUCGUUAUGAAGGAGGAUUAGGAGUGAAAAGAUACUGUUCAUCACAUGAUUUAGGAAACUAUUGUGAUUACAUUAAGCAGCCAGGCGAUUCUUUUGAAUACAGAACUUGUGUUUAUACAUGUAAUUCUGAUGGUUGUAAUGGUUCAAAUCAAAAUUAUUUAUUAAGAUAUUUAUUUAUUUUUUCCUUUUUACCUAUCAUCAAAUGGUUAAUUAUUUAACAAUGUAUCAAAAAAUGGGAAAAAAUUAUAAAAUAUAAGUUAUAUUAUAGAUAUUUUGACUAUAGUUAUAAUUUUUUAUUUGAUAUUAUUUAAAUUUUUAAUUAUAAAUUCAUUUAAUUGUAUAAUUUUAAAUAAGUAAUGUAAUAAGGAAUUAACAUUCCCAUAAUUGUUAUAACCUUGUAUUGAACACAUACUUUUUAUAUUUUUAAAACUUUAUUUUAUUUAUCAAUAUUUAUAAAUUUAAAAAAUAUUUUUAUAAUCAGCUUAAGACAAAUCCGUCCAAAUUGACUCAAAUAUUUUUUUUACACUUUUAUAAUACAACAUUUAAUUGAAAAAAUUCUUUUUAAUAAAAUUAAUUCUUUUUAAACUUUUUUGUUUUCAUUGGAUAUUUUAAAAAGGCCAAAAAAGCUUUUCACAGGGUCUAAUAUUAUAUAUCUUUCACUAUCCAAUCCUUUUAUAGAUAAUACAUCAUUAACAUUUAAGUAAGUUAAGCCACCAGUGUAACAAGAAUCAGAUUGUGUUUCUCUAUGCCUAGUAGUUGUACAGCCAAGUAUUUUUUCAUCAUUUUUUAUUAUAUAAUAACCAUUGAUG
Molecule: messenger RNA, 1118 nt
Organism: Daktulosphaira vitifoliae (grape phylloxera)
Lineage: Eukaryota; Metazoa; Arthropoda; Insecta; Hemiptera; Phylloxeridae
Gene: bou
Product: U-scoloptoxin(05)-Cw1a
Exons: 3
Coding region: 30-527 (165 amino acids)
Biological process (GO): sleep; regulation of synaptic transmission, cholinergic; positive regulation of voltage-gated potassium channel activity
Source: RefSeq, a predicted model, not a curated record